AUGCGUCCUGCGUUGACCCCGAUCAGCUCUGGCUUGACCUGUGUGAGAAUGACACCAAGCAGUAUUGGAGUGCGACUGAGCAGUGCAAGCGCUUUUUUGAAGAUUACGUUCAGCAAUCCGUACGCUCGGUCGUCUCAAUUGAAUCGGGACUCCAUCUUGAACGAUCAGCAAAGCAAGGCGCGGGGAUCAGGCCCGGCGAACGACAUUGCAAACGUCGAAGCAACUUCCACGGAUAUCCCUAUCCCCUUGGAGACGCCAUGGCCAAAGGCAGAACAUAUUCCUUGCAGUCGCAGUGUUCGAGUUGACGUCCACAAGACAAUCAUGUUGGCCUCCAUAGGCGGGUUCCGCCCCGGCACUUACCUCAUUUUAAAAUACAGGCGAGUCAAGGCUGUAGUAGCUCGAGACCCAAACUCGGACAAAAGAUGGUCCGCAAGGCGCAGGAUGAGCAAGUGGAGCAACCAUGUCGCGAAAUUCCACGGCAUUCCCAACGCUCCGGCGUUGCCAAAAGCAAGUCGGAGUGAAUAUAAACGGAACCGGGAUGGAAAGCAACGGAAAAGGAGCGAUGACGAGCCCAGGCUAGAGGAGCGGAAAGAUGUGGAUGACGACCAAAGGCUAGAGUGCGGAAAGAAAAGGCGAGAUGAUAAGGGCCGACUGGAAGUGUACGCAGGAGAAAAUGCCUUGUGCCUUUUCUGCGGAUUGGCUACGGUCCCGAGACGCUUUUUUUCCUCGCAUCUUCACAGAAACAUCGGGCGGUUCUCAAAUCUCCUUUUUGCUGUCCCGAAUGUGUGGAUUCAGGCCAAGAAGUUCUCAUUUCUUGCCGAUAUGACUGGACCCGCCACGUCUCAGAACACCACGCCGGCGAAAAUGGCGCUUUGCUUGUCCAACUCCCGCACGGCGUCAAUUCAGCGGCUGUCAGAGAGGAAGAGAACGAGUCGGGUAUCCCGGAGACUCUCAUUGAUCCCGUUCUUUGAGUUUCAAUGUAAAUAG
This is a messenger RNA of Pyricularia oryzae 70-15, 987 nucleotides long. RefSeq lists its product as uncharacterized. The record is from RefSeq and is a predicted model, not a curated record. The coding region runs from base 1 to 987 and encodes 328 amino acids. The transcript has 5 exons. NCBI's taxonomy places the organism in Eukaryota, Fungi, Ascomycota, Sordariomycetes, Magnaporthales, Pyriculariaceae.